CGAAAAGAUCGAACAGAAGAAGACAGCGUGUUUGAACAGAUGCAAUCUCAAUAUAUGUUAUCUCGUACUACAGAUGAUGUUUAUGAAGUCACUGAGAAUGGUGAGAUAGUAAACACCUCAAGACGUACGCUUUCUACUAAGGCUAAUUCGGCUAAUUCGACUCCUACUCCUUCUACUGCUACUACUCCUACUUUGACGAGUAUGAAGAAUUAGGCUCAGAGUAAGGGUUUCUUGAAGUAGCUCAAAUACCCUACUACUUGGGCAAUCCAUUCAGCUUGCUACUGUUUGUUUUUUGAUAUCUUCUUUACCUUUUGUUUUAGGUUGACUUAUCAUUUCUUUUAAGUUUUUUGUUUUGUUUUGUUGUCUUUUCUUUUUUCGAAUUUCUCUUUUUUGCUUUUCAUGAUUUCUUUAUCAUCUUAUUUGAAUUUUUGAUAUUACAUUUCAUGAUUUUGUUGGUUUCUUUUUUUUUCCUUCUUCUCAUCUUUUUUUUUUCAAUACGUGAGUUUAGAAGUGAGUGUAUUGUAAAUGAUUUUUGGUCUUUUGUAUAUCUAUCUGCAUAUAUAGUCUUAGAUGUGUGUAGAAUUUUCUUUUUUCUUUUUUGGUGUGUGUUUGUUGAUGAUGGACUUUGGAAAUUGAAUACCUAUCAUUUGUCUCUGUGA
Melampsora larici-populina 98AG31 is the source of this 659-nucleotide messenger RNA. RefSeq lists its product as uncharacterized. NCBI's taxonomy places the organism in Eukaryota, Fungi, Basidiomycota, Pucciniomycetes, Pucciniales, Melampsoraceae. The record is from RefSeq and is a predicted model, not a curated record. Bases 444 to 659 code for a protein of 71 amino acids. The transcript is spliced from 2 exons.